GCGCGCUGCACACACACCAAGGGCGAGCAAAUUGCCUUGCAAUAAACAAUAGCCUCCUGUCGCUGCACCGCCAGCGCCUCCUGCCGAGGUCAGCCCCUCGGGAGCUGUCCAGCCCCGCCGGGAGCGCGCCACUCCGCAGCGGCAGCCAGAGGGGCGGCUCUGUGUGCAGCCUGGCUUGCGGAGCUCCGCCGCCUCCGCCCAGCCAGGCGCUGUCCCUCCCCCGGGGUGCUGAGCCGGAGCGCCGGGGGCCACCCUGGGGCAUGGGAAGGGAAGGCGGCAGCGAGCCCCGUCCUCGCCCCGCGCCCCGCCUCGGCGGGCCUGUCUGCUGACCCGGCAGACCCGGCCAUGGAAGAGGAGCUGAAGUGCCCGGUGUGCGGCUCGCUGUUCCGGGAGCCCAUCAUCCUGCCCUGCUCCCACAACGUCUGCCUGCCCUGCGCCCGCACCAUCGCCGUGCAGACGCCCGAGCGCGAGCAGCACCUGCCCGCCUUGCUGCAGCCCCGGGCCCCAGCGGCGGCGGCGGCAACCGCGGGGGCGGCGGGGCCCGGGCCGGCGGCGGGCUCGGAGGCUGAGUGCGCCGCGGGAGGCGGCGGCGGGGAGCACGCGGACAAGCUGAGCCUGCACAGCGAGAGCGACAGCGGCUACGGCUCCUACACCCCCAGCCUCAAGUCCCCCAACGGGGUGCGGGUGCUGCCGCUGGGGCCGGCCCCGGCCGGCUCCUCUUCGGCGGCUCUUCCCCGCGGGGCGGGCCCCAGCUCGUCCCUCACCUGCCCGCAAUGCCACCGCAGCGCCUCCCUGGACCCGCGCGGCCUCCGCGGCUUCCCGCGCAACCGGCUGCUGGAGGCCAUCGUGCAGCGCUACCAGCAAGGCCGGGCCGCCGCCAAGUGCCAGCUCUGCGACCGCAGCCCGCCCGAGGCGGCCACCGUGGCGUGCGAGCAGUGCGAGGUGCUGUACUGCGCCGCCUGCCAGCUCAAGUGCCACCCGACCCGGGGGCCCUUCGCCAAGCACCGCCUGCUGCCCCCGCCCAGCCUCCCGGGCGGGCCCGGCAAGGCGGCGGGGGGCGCCCGCAAGUUGCCCACCUGCGCCGAUCACGAGCUGGAGAAUUACAGCAUGUACUGCGUGAGCUGCGGCACCCCCGUCUGCUACCAGUGCCUGGAGGAGGGCAAGCACGGCCAGCACGAGGUGAAAGCCCUAGGGGCUAUGUGGAAACAGCACAAGACACAGUUGUCUCAGGCUUUAAAUGGUGUUUCAGAUAAAGCAAAGGAAGCUAAAGAAUUUUUGGUUCAGCUGAAAAAUAUAUUGCAGCAGAUCCAGGAAAACGGGUUGGAUUAUGAAGCUUGUCUGGUUGCUCAGUGUGAUGCCCUGGUUGAUGCAUUAACUCGUCAAAAGGCAAAACUGCUCACAAAAGUUACUAAAGAGCGUGAGCACAAAUUAAAGGUUGUUUGGGACCAAAUAAAUCACUGUACUCUGAAGCUACGUCAGUCAACAGGGCUUAUGGAAUACUGUCUGGAAGUAAUCAAAGAAAAUGAUCCCUCUGGUUUUUUACAGAUUUCAGAUGCUUUAAUCAAACGUGUUCAGGUGUCUCAGGAACAGUGGGUCAAAGGAGCCUUGGAACCAAAAGUAUCAGCUGAAUUUGACCUGACUCUGGAUAGUGAACCUUUACUACAGUCAAUUCACCAGCUGGAUUUUAUUCAGAUGAAAUUGCCACCAGUCCCGUUACUGCAGCUGGAGAAGUGUUGUACCCGAAACAACAGUGUGACACUGGCCUGGAGGAUGCCACCCUUUACCCACAAUCCAGUGGAAGGGUAUAUCUUGGAACUUGAUGAUGGAGAUGGCGGCCAAUUCCGAGAAGUGUAUGUUGGCAAGGAGACCCUAUGCACAAUUGAUGGCCUUCAUUUCAACAGUACCUACAAUGCAAGAGUCAAAGCUUUUAAUUCAUCAGGAGUUGGCCCUUAUAGCAAGACAGUUGUUUUACAGACAUCUGACGUGGCCUGGUUCACCUUUGACCCCUCUUCAGCCCAUCGGGACAUAGUCCUAUCGAAUGACAACCAGACUGCCACUUGUAGUAGUUAUGACGAUCGUGUUGUUCUGGGCACAGCGGCCUUCUCCAAGGGAGUACAUUACUGGGAACUGCAUGUGGAUCGUUAUGAUAACCAUCCAGAUCCGGCUUUUGGAAUUGCCAGAAUUAAUGUGGUCAAGGACAUGAUGCUAGGAAAGGACGACAAGGCGUGGGCCAUGUAUGUUGACAACAACCGCAGCUGGUUCAUGCAUUGCAAUUCUCAUACAAGUCGGACAGAAGGGGGUGUUUCUAAAGGUGCCACUGUGGGCGUUCUCCUGGACCUAAACAAGCACAGCCUGACCUUUUACAUAAAUGGGCAGCAGCAAGGACCUCCAGCAUUUGAAAAUGUGGAGGGUGUCUUCAUGCCUGCAUUAAGCCUCAACCGAAAUGUACAGGUGACUCUGCACACAGGACUGGAGGUGCCACAGAGUGUAAGACAGCCAAAGCUGCCCAGUAACUAACUGAGCUCCUGCUGCCUAACCCUAUGCUGGAUUUUGUAACCUUUCUAAAUACAAUUUGUCAUUAUUCGCUGUCAGUAGAAAAGCAGUGUCAUCCCUAAAUUAGACUAACACUUACGCAGAACUUUGCUAACUAGCACUGUGUGAUCUGAUAAUUAAUAUUAAUCCACAUCCAUUUUUAAUUUCACACUGGUAACAAGAAUGCUUAUAGAAUGUUUUUUUUUUAUUACAAUGGGUGUGCAUUCCUGCAUUUUAGUACAAAAGCACAUAUAUACAGCACACUAUGGACACAUAGUGACAGCUAAAAUGAGCACAUUUUCCCUUUCAUAAUUGGAUCUGCGCUUCACAUGAUUAUUGUGAAUAGAUGAUUAACAGUGAGGGCAAUUAAUCAUCGGAACAAUUUAUCUAGGGAGGUGAUGGAUUCUCCAUCACUUGAGUUCUUUAAAUCAAGACGGUUAUCUUUUAAUAGCUAUGCUAUAGUUCAAACAGAAGUUAUGGGCUUGAAGCGGAAAUUACUGGGGGAGGUUCAUUGCCCUGUGUUAUGCAGAAAGUCCCUUCUGGCCUUAAAUGCAUUUAUUAAUUAUGCUCCCACUGACUUCAAUGGCAACAAGAUUAGGCCCUAUGUACUUUUAUAUAAAAUUAGUGCUCAUUUUAGUUAGCACUAGGGUAUAUACCUAGUGGGGGUUAAAACUGCUCCAAUAAACCUUAGUACUUCUCAUUUCAGUGUGACUGCAGUGGCUUUUGGUCUCACAAACGGGAGAACUCAUUUGAGUUACCAGCAACAAUCGUCUUCUGAAAAGGGAGCAGAGGAGAGUCCAGAGAAGUGAUCACAGAUGUUUCUUUAAAAAUGGUAUACACAAAAUAGACUGUGUUGGGAAGAGGAGUGAUACUUUAUAGCCUUGAUCCUGAUAGGUGCUGAGCACCUGCAGUGCCCAUAGACUUCCCUGGGAGCUGUGGAUAGGCAACAUCUCUUGGGAUCAAAGGUCUUAAUUUUCUACUCAGCUGGGAUGAACUAAUUAAAGCCCUGAUCCAGCAAAGCACUUAAGCACGUGCUCAAAUGCUUUGCUGAACUGGGGGCCUAAAAAUCUUGUAGGUUUUGACUUUAUCCUGCAACUCAGGAAUUGUGUGAUCACCUGAAACAUAUGAAAAUGAGAAGCCUUGUCCAAUGGCAUCCACAAAAGUAAGUGACUGAUUGGCCACUGAUGGUUUCAAUCCAUGGCAAUACUAGACAGCACCUUUGCCAGCAUGCAGUCAGCAGUAAAUAUUUUGAUUCUCAAUUUCUUUCUCUCUCUCAACAAAAUAAUGUGUGCAUGUGUGUAUUUUUCUGAGGGAAGAGUGGUUAACUGAGCUAAUUUAUAGUAGCAAGCCCCAACAGAUUGCAUCAUGACACUGCACCUAGAACUCUGCCCUCAUGAUCCAGCCUAAAUGUGGUGCUAAUAAACAGAAACACCAUAGCCUGCUGCAUACUAUUGUUAUACUAUUUCCUUUUGAAUCAUGCUUCCUACACACACACAUCUGUACACAUACACGUGUACACCGAUGCCCUUUAUAUAUAUAUGGCACACAGAUUUUAAUAUGUUGUGUGGUGAGUAUACCUGAAAAACAAUUUUUAAACCAAAAUUCCAGCUCACUGCCUUGUGUAAAACUGUAGGCACAGGUCUAUCCAAGGAGCUCUUCAUGGAUGGGAUGCUGGAAAUCAGGCACAUUGCUGCAGGCGCACAUAUGAUCUCCAGCUUAAGUGCAUUCCCCACUACAGGUAAUACCAAGUGAUGGCAGAUUCCACUGUGACAGAGGGUCUUGCACUUCUGGUUACAGGAAAGAUGCCAUCAUAAUGAACAGCCAUUGGGGAAGGAUGAAAAAUGGGGUAUUAGAGCAACCCAGAAUGAAGUAGUAAGUCAAAAGCAAUCUAUAACCAUCUGUGCAGGAUGCUUAUAUCCACCCAUUCAUUUUACCCAGCCUCCCCUUACAGAACAGAAAUGUAGCUUCUUUUAUAUCACAACUGAACUAGAAAGCAUAACAGAAAAAAAACUCCUCGAACUGUUAAGUGAAAAAGCAGAUAUGCUUUCCUCCAAGACCGUGAUAUGUUCUAUUAGUGCAUUUUAAGACAUGGAAAUAACUGUUUUGUAUUAAUUUCAGUUUGUUAAAAGUUUAGCAGAGAUCAACUGUGUUUUCUUUGUCUGUUUUUAAAUACCAUCUGACCCUGUGCAGGAUUUUUUAAUUCAGUGGGUCUGUUUUAAGCCUACCUCAGCUAGAAUGCUACAGGACCCUGAAUUUCCUCUUGAGUGUGCUCAUUGUAAAGUUGUCUUCUGCUAACGUAGAAGUUGUAACAGUAGCCUUGGCUUUGAGUACAGCUUUACCGAGCAGCACAUGGGAAUGGUGUGUUUUAAGUUGUAUAUGGAUUUUUAUACUACGUAACAUCCUGUGACAAUUUUGAUACAAGAAAGCACUCCACUUUUACUUUUUUUAUUAAAAACAAGAGCACUGAUUGUAUAGGACAUAAGGACUGAACUUUUAUCUUUACUCCGAAUAUCUGUGAAGUAAAAUUCACAUGAAUUUAAAUCCUUCCAAUCCACAACCCCUGCCAGCUGUUUAAAGUGAAUUCUGAAAGGGUUUUGGAAUUGCUUUUGAUAUCUAUGUUGUUUUUGUUUUUCAUAAGUGCUUCUGUAUCAUUCCUUGUGUGUCACUCCUCAGGGUGCAGUUGAAGUUGAUUUUUCUUUUUAUUAAUGAAAAAUACAGACUGAUACAGGUUUCAAAGAGCUAAUGAAAUGUGGUAGGGGCACGCUCCAAAUUUGUGCAGAAACACAUGGACCUCUCCAUUGCUGUUCUCUACACAUUCCAGCACUGGUAAAAGUGUGAUGCAGACUAGUUUAAACUGCAGUCCCCUUCCAACCUAGAGAAACUGCAGAAUGGAGCAAUUAGAAAUAUAUAUCCUGUAUUAACAUUGUCAGUUUUAAUUGGACUAAGUCUGUAGAGGGUGAGUCUAUUUUUGGUUGCGUAUGUGUUUUAACGACUUAUAUUUGAAACUAGACCAAGUUGCCCUUAUGAAGAAAAUUUUAAUGACUUAAGCUGCAUGCAUUUUGGUAGCUUGUCUAACAGUGGUAAUGAAAAAAUAAUUAGAACUAGACUUAGACUAUGAGAUUAGUUCUGCAUUUGAAUACACAUGCGGAGCUCCCAUGGAUUUCAGUGGGAACCUCAUGUGUAUAUGUGAGGGCAAAAUUUGUCCCUUUAAGACCGGCACUGCAUGAGGAAUGAAAGCAAUUCACUCCUCUGUUCAGGCUGGAAGUAAUUCACUCCACUGCAGAUCACUAACACAAGGCCCUUCCACCCACAAAGCCCUGCAGGCUCUGUGUUCCUCUUCUCAAUAUCUGUGCACAGAGGGGAGCCUGUCUCUGUAGAAAGUGGGGGGAAGAGCAGUCUCACCUCAGGCGCAUAUUCCUCUCCCUUCCACUUCCCCCAAGCACCUCCUUGGGGCUGCAGCUCUGCAGGCCUUCAGGGGCUUAGGGACCUACCUAGGCUCCUGCAGCUUCUCCUCACACAAGCUCUGGGGAAUACAAUUUAAAAGUAAAACAGUCUUUCGCUGAAUUAACUCAUGUUGCCACAACCCCAACCCCUUCUUUAGCAGGAAGCCCAUGGGAGCAUGGUUCUCGCCGAAGUUGAUGGGCUGUUGAUGGGCCAGGAAGGACCAGGAUGGUAGACCAGGGACAAGGGAGUCCAUUUGGGAUGCCCUUUGCUUCCUUGAGAUCUGUGUAGAUCUUUGGGGGUCAUGGGAGAUCAAGCUUCCAGCUUCUUGUGUGUGAAACUCUGCCUCCUGGCCAGCUGGACAAGCAUAAAAGUUCUCUCAUGGAGUUUCCUCUUCUCCCCUGGGACAGUUUAUCCCAGAUGAGGGACAGCAAGGCCUUGGAAUAAAUCUUACCUAUUACAGUUUGCCUGCCUGGGUGCAGACUCCACAAGACAGAGGUAAAUUGAUUUACAGAGUUUAAAAAAAAAAAAAAUCUUGACCCCUGAGAGCUUAAAUUCUGUUUAAAUUAAAAAAUUCAGGCAUUGACUCCUGAAUCCACACACUUGGAUUGUCUCUACCACUGUGAAAGAAAAAGACUACGGUUUGGAGAGUGACAAGGGUCCCUUAUAAUUUCCAUCACACCGCUGUGUGAUCCAGAACAUUACCCCUUGUAAGCCUUCCUCUACAGAUUUCCCCAGUAUGUUCAGUAAAACAGAUUAGAAAACUUGUGCGGCUGUAGAAAGUGGUGGGAGAGGAGUUUCACCUCAGGACCAUGCUCUUCUCCCUUCCCCUACCCCAAGAACCUCUGUGGGUUCCAGCUCUACAGUGCCACACACCAUUGUCAGAGCCACAUACUGUUGUAGGCCUAUGCAGCCACUACUGGCUUCUUUUAAUUAGAUCUUUUCAACAGAAGCUCACACAAAAGUGUUGCUACAACCUGGUCAGUUUGCACGUGGGCCUGUCAGACAAUCCCUUGUUAUUUCUCAUUUUAAAAGGUACAUAAAAAGCGCAUAAUAUAUAUCUUUAAAAUGUAAAUGUUAGUGAAGAGAGCUGUGAUUUAUCCAGAAUUUGUAGUGCAAUUUGGCUUCUUAAAUUUAGAAAAGACAGGUGAAACCAGUGUCGUCUCCCAUUAUAGCCUAUAUAAUUAAAGAGAGCUAUAGAGGACAAAUAUACUUAUAUUGGACUGAAGGAAAAAAAUUCAUGAGAUUACAUAUAUCAGAAUUUAAGAGGAAAAGUAUUAAUGUAAUUUAUUAUAUACAUAAUAUUCCAUCAUAUUGUAAAUAAGAACAUUGUAAUGUAGUGCUGUAAUUGGUUUUUGGCUGGUAAUCUGUUGUUGUUCUGUAGGUGUUGUGGGUUUUUUUUUGUUUUGUUUUGUUUUGUUUUUUUUAAGUAUAAUUAAAAAAGAUGGCAAAGAGCACUGGAUAUCCUAGUUUCUUAGAUGUUCUAGAGCAAGAAGAAAUGUGAUAUACAGUUUUUUUGCCUUCUUACUUUAAUAUGGAGAUUAUUGAAUAAACUAGGUUAAAGAGAUAAAAUCAAGGCUAAUCCACCACCAACAAAUGCAAAGCACUGGGUCUGAGAUUAUGAUCUAGGGGUGUUUACCAGAAUACAGCUCUGCUUUGCCAACCUGGUCCCAUGAGAAGGUAAGAUGCUGAAAAGUACUGGAAUCCUGCAUUCCAAAACAGAUAGUUAAUAAAGCGAAACGGUUAGGCCUAAUCUCAGGCUUUGCCACCUUUGCAGGGUCUUUUUUAAUAGCAAAGCAGAGCAUUAACCUUGUUGUAGAGUAAUAAUAAAACAUUUUGGCCAGCUCAUCGAUGGAAGAGAGAUUACAAGCUCAGUGAGUCCUUCAGCAGCUUAAAGUAAUAUAUCAAACAUUACAAAAUGGUAUGUUCACAUGUAAAAGACCUCACUGAUCCCUGAAAAUAAGAUUAUCUGUCUUUUUGUUUUGUUUUAAAGGAAAUGAGCUGUUUCUCAUUUUUAUUGACAGCAUUUGUUUGGGAUUCCUCUGAUCAGUAAUGCUGGAUGUCAACAUGAAACAGAAUGGGAACUUCAAGCACAAAUCCAUUUAAAAUGCAUAAAGGCUUCUUAGGUGCAGAAGCCCAUGCAAACCACAGAGAAUAGAUGUUCCAGGACUUCUGCAUCCUUGCACAAUAUAGAAAAUGGAUGUGUUUUUUACUGAAACGGGUGUUCAGUAGCAUUUCUGGGUCAAAUGAGCUCAUCUGACAGCUAUGCUGCAAGCAAAUCCAAGUAGAACAAGAUGCAAAACUAAAUUCCAUGCCACUUGGAGAAUCUCCAAGUUUAUAUAGUCGAUUGGUAUGUGAACAUUUAGGGGUCCAGACUUCAUUUUCUCAAUACAGCAAUCAUGAUGUUAACCCAAUACACCAUUGCAUAAAUGCUGUCAAUAAAAAUAUCAAGCUUUCUAACUAAUGAAUGAAGCACAGCGAGGAGACACAAUGUGAUGAAAUGUCAGAAUUAAUGCAUGAGGUAGAACUGCUGUUUUUUCUCCAAUUGUGAUAUGAAGCAUGAAAGACAUUAAUUUAAAUGUUGGCAAAAAAAAGUACAAAGGAACAAAAUAAGUGUUCACAUCUGGUUAAAUAAAAGACAAAACUUGUUUCCUGAUUUCUUCCUAACCAUGACAUUUUUACUUUCAUAAUUUUCCAUAGUUUCCAUCAAUUGGAGCUGGUGGAAUAUACAUCACUUCUGUAUAUGUACGUCACCAGAUCAAAAGGAAAAAAAUAAACUUUUUAUAAUUUUGUACCUGUAGCAAAAGUUUGUAUGUUUUUAAUUGGAAACAAAACUUUUUUUGUCUUUUGGUCCAAAUCUGACUGUGUAUUAAUAUCCUUUUUGGAAAACCUGACCUAUGAGUUUAUGCUGUUUUACAGAUUUUAAAUAAAUUCUUAAUACACUGCCAACAAAUUCA
Messenger RNA from Malaclemys terrapin pileata, 8930 nucleotides. RefSeq names its product tripartite motif containing 67 (gene TRIM67). The record is from RefSeq and is a predicted model, not a curated record. NCBI's taxonomy places the organism in Eukaryota, Metazoa, Chordata, Testudines, Emydidae. Gene Ontology annotation, molecular function: zinc ion binding; protein binding. The transcript is spliced from 10 exons. The coding region runs from base 346 to 2517 and encodes 723 amino acids.